Molecule: messenger RNA, 384 nt
Organism: Cooperia oncophora
Lineage: Eukaryota; Metazoa; Nematoda; Chromadorea; Rhabditida; Trichostrongylidae
Source: the annotation of a GenBank genome assembly
AUGGUUGACCCGUUAGCGAAUGAUCCUCAGUCACGGUCUCACUACCUACAGUGUCAACCAGCACAAAAUAAUCUGUUCUGUGGACGAUGGCAACGUAUGCCGUGUGCUCCAGCUACUGUCUUCGACGCUCCAUCUCAGCUCUGCGUCUGGGAUACCCAAGGUUCACCGGCCACUCUGCCAACGAUGCCAACGAGCGCUCCAUAUGUUCCCACUCAGGCUCCACAAGCUCAGUGUUCGUGUACGGGUGGAGUACGGAUAGGCUCUUGCAAUCAAAAUUAUCAGUGCCCUGGACAAUCCGUUUGCCAAGUUGGGCAGAAUGCCGGAAGUCAGGUGAGCAUCUUUGAGGAAGGCGUUGAUUUCAGUCUAAGACACAGUCCACUAUAA